This is a messenger RNA of Bradysia coprophila, 1530 nucleotides long. RefSeq names its product protein angel (gene angel). Gene Ontology annotation, molecular function: 3'-5'-RNA exonuclease activity. NCBI's taxonomy places the organism in Eukaryota, Metazoa, Arthropoda, Insecta, Diptera, Sciaridae. The record is from RefSeq and is a predicted model, not a curated record.
UAUGACAGUUUGCUUCUGGGUAUGAUGAAAAGUAUUUUGAAAUUUCUCAAUAGAUUACGAGAAACAUAUUAAAUUAUGUGCUAAGUUUCAGCGAUUUAUUUAGACAACGCAACCUGCGAUCACAGUUCAUUCGAUCGCUGUAAUGCUAAAAUUGCUAAGGCAAAAUUUCGUCAAUCAUUCAUUUUCGGUUAACUUAUUUCACAUUAAUGUAAGAUCAACGACGUCGAAUAAAUCUUCAAUGGACAACAGUGGCGUUGAACGUCAAUGGAUUAAAAAUCCAUCCUAUCAAAACUAUAAGCCAAAAGCUGAUGAAACCGAGAUAACCGUAAUGUCCUACAACCUGCUCGCACAAGAUCUGAUUGACAAGCAUACCUAUUUGUACAGCACACAUAAUGGGCCGGAUCUGACAUAUCACGUGCGAUCGCAGAGACUGAUCAACGAGAUGAAGCGGAUUCGGCCGGACAUUCUUUGCCUGCAAGAGAUGCAAGAAAGUCACGUAAUGGACUUCAAACUGAAAUGUUUCUCCAUUGAUCUACAAGAACUUAUUUUCAAAAAGCGAACGCAGGACGAUCUCACCGAUGGAUGUGCGAUAUUUUUCAAUUCCGACUUGUUGGAACUGGUAAGCGAAGAGAAAGUGGAGUACUUUCAACCGAAUGUUCAUGUGCUGAACCGACCAAACGUAGCCAUUGUUGCUAAAUUCCGUCUCAGAACGAGUCCAUACAGCGAACUUGUCGUUGCCACAACGCACUUAUUGUACAAUCCCCGGCGGCAGGACGUGCGUUUAGCUCAGGUACAAGUGCUGCUUGCUGAAAUUGAUCGGAUCGCUUAUCAGGGAAUCGAUGAACAUUGCCGGGCUCGCUACUCGCCCGUCAUCUUAACGGGAGACUUUAAUUUUCAACCUAACACAGCUCCCUACUCUUUGAUCGUGAACGGUUAUCUGACGUACAGUUCGCUCAGCAAGAGAUUGCAAAUACCCAGACCAUACGAACCGAAAUUCGGUGACAUCUUACUGCCAAUUGAAUUGGGGAUCACAGACGAUUGUCAGCAUUUCGACCGAAAUGUACCGAUGCUGCAUAGCCAUGAAAACCAUACAAGCGAACGAGCCAUCGCACCCGUUGAAAAAUUGUAUGAGUCUCAGCUCCCAUUCCAGACCGGAAUGCUGAAACAUCGACUAAACUUUGGUUCGGUAUACGACGACGCUGUUAGUGCUUCAACGUACCAAGACCAAUGGGUGCUUGUGGACUACAUAUUUUAUCGCAGAGAAUCUACCAUGACAAACCACUCGGUCGAAAAGAACAUAAAAUUGGUGGCACGAUUUGAAUUGCCUUCCCGGGAACAGUGCUACUACCAUUUGCCAUACGGUGGCAUACCGAAUGCUUCGCAGGGUUCGGAUCAUUUUGCGUUAGCUGCGAAAUUUUUAGUGUCAUUUUCAGACGAUACCAGAUAAGGUAAUGACAAGUGAAAUGCGUUAAAAGGCUGUGAAGAGAAGAACUGUUGUUGAGUUUUCCAAUAAAUUUUUUUUUCUUACAA